Messenger RNA from Merops nubicus (carmine bee-eater), 1368 nucleotides. RefSeq names its product glucosaminyl (N-acetyl) transferase 4, core 2 (gene GCNT4). Gene Ontology annotation, molecular function: acetylglucosaminyltransferase activity. The record is from RefSeq and is a predicted model, not a curated record. The transcript has a single exon. Gene Ontology annotation, cellular component: membrane. Lineage: Eukaryota; Metazoa; Chordata; Aves; Coraciiformes; Meropidae. Bases 1 to 1368 code for a protein of 455 amino acids.
AUGAAGAGACGCAAGUGUCCCUACAAAUGUCCCUCAAGAAGGAAUAUCCUGAUCCUGUGUGUUACCGGGUGGCUGAUUGCACUGCUGAAACUCCUUCAUGUCGAAAGACACUUUUUACCCUCUAAGGGCAUUUAUUUGGUUGAGCACUUCUUGAGCACUUCCUCGUAUGUUAGAAACAGAUAUUCCUACCUUAGAAAUGAGUUCCAGUAUGAAAUUAAUUGUUCAUCAAUAUAUGAACAAGAUCCCCAUGAAAUUGGCAAGAGUUUAGAGAUAAGAAGAAAAGAGAUAAUUGAUUUAGCUGAUGAAGAUGUCAUAGCAAUGACAAGUGCUUGUGAUGUCUAUCGUUCACUUAGGAAAUACCACCUAAAACUUGUUUCUCCAGAAGAGGAGAGCUUUCCAGUCGCCUAUUCUUUGGUUGUUCAUAAAGAUGCAGUAAUGGUAGAACGGCUUAUUCAUUCACUGUACAGUCAUCAAAAUAUUUACUGCAUCCAUUAUGACCGAAAAGCAGCAAAAAGUUUCAAAUCUGCUAUGAACAAUCUAGCUAAAUGCUUUCCCAAUGUUUUCAUUGCGUCAAAAUUGGAGACAGUGGACUAUGCGCAUAUUUCACGGCUGCAAGCAGAUUUCAAUUGUUUGUCUGAUUUGAUGGAGUCUUCAGUCCCCUGGAAGUAUGUUAUUAAUUUGUGUGGCCAGGAUUUCCCUUUGAGGUCAAAUUUUGAGUUGGUUGCUGAACUGAAGAAACUUAGUGGAAGAAACAUGCUGGAAACCAUGAAGCCAAGCAGCAGCAAAAGAGAACGAUUUACUUAUCAUUACGAACUUACAAAAGUGCCUUAUGAAUACAUACAGAUGCCUGUAAAAACCAAUGUUUCCAAGAAUCCACCACCUCAUAAUAUUGAGGUAUUUGUAGGCAGUGCCUAUUUUGUUUUAAGCCGAGCAUUUAUUCAAUAUACCCUUGAAAGUUCUCUUGCAAAAGAUUUUUUUGAGUGGUCAAGGGAUACAUACUCUCCAGAUGAACACUUCUGGGCCACUCUUGUACGCGUUCCUGGGGUCCCUGGGGAAGUUCCAAGGUCAGCCCAGGACAUAACAGACCUACAAAGCAAAACUCGUCUGGUGAAGUGGAAUUAUCUUGAAGACCAUUUGUAUCCUCCCUGCACUGGUACACAUCUUCGCAGUGUCUGCAUCUAUGGGGCUGCAGAAUUAAGAUGGCUUAUGAAUUAUGGGCACUGGUUCGCCAACAAGUUUGACUCCAAAGUAGACCCUGUCCUGGUAAAAUGCUUGGCAGAAAAACUGGCAGAACAACAGAAAGAGUGGGUGUAUUUGUCUUCUGAUAAUUACUUUCUGCAGAUAAAUUCUAUGAAUGCCUCGCUGUAG